AUGGCCUCUUCCUGGGCCACGCGGCUGCUGCUCCUCGCAGCCUGGAGCCUGGGCUGUGGUGAGGCCUUCAGGUGCUACUCCUGCGAGCGGCCCACGCCCAUUUACGCAUGCAAAAACAUUACCUACUGCAAGCUGGAGGACACGGCCUGCAAGACCACACUGGAGAAGGUGGAGAACGAGUACCCCUUCGACCAGAGCCCCAUGGUGACCCGCUCCUGCUCCGACUCCUGCCUAGCCACUGACCCCGACAGCAUCGGGGCUGCCCACCCCGUCUUCUGCUGCUUCCGCGACCUCUGCAACUCAGCGGAGGCAGCCCAGCUGGGUGCUGGGACUCUGGCCACACUGGGAGCAGUGCUCCUCGGGCACCUCCUCUCCUGA
Molecule: messenger RNA, 378 nt
Organism: Marmota flaviventris (yellow-bellied marmot)
Lineage: Eukaryota; Metazoa; Chordata; Mammalia; Rodentia; Sciuridae
Gene: Slurp1
Product: secreted LY6/PLAUR domain containing 1
Cellular component (GO): plasma membrane
Source: RefSeq, a predicted model, not a curated record